GUCCUAUCUGUGAUAUUUGGUGCUCCAUGCUCCAAAAUCACCCAUGACUUGUUCCCGCCAGACUAACCGGUACCGACCGGUAUUUAUGUUUUAUGAGAUUUAUAUAUACAAGCUACGUUGUACUUAAUUAAAGUAUCUCGUUACUUCUAACUUGUUUCUGUAACGUUGUCUUUAACGUGGAAAAAAUGUCGGAAGAUAGAGCAGCAACAACAGAAGAUAUGUGGACUCCAUACAAAGAGUUGCAAAGUCUUGUUGAAAAGUAUAUAAUAUCAGUUCCUGAUAUUCAAGAUCCUCAGUAUCAUGAACUCACAGAAGCUCUGCGAAAUCACAGACAGAAUUUCCUUACUAUAUUAAAGAAUCCACCAAAAAACAUGAAAAGUCGCGAUGAAAUUAAAAAAGGAGUCACAGAUGGUAUUACGCUACCUGGUUUGGGUCACCAAAUAUUAUCAAAGGAGUUAGUAGAUGAGACUAUCAUUAUAUCAGAGAUGUACGACUUGAACGAGUUCAUGGCAUUGGAUCUUCUCUGUACGGCUCAACUUCAAAUGCCACACCAUCCUGGUUUAACGCGUGGUUUAACAGCUGUUCUUCUAUAUUACGACGGAAGAAAAGCAUUAACAUCAGUAUUAAGGACCUUGGUGCACACUCGAAUUGGUCACAGUUGGGCAGUGGAUGCACCGAUCGCUCUUACGAGACACAUUACAGACUAUACGAAUAAAUUGCAAGAGGAUGGGAUGUUAAAUAGGAUUUUAUCCUUAAUAGAGGAAAUGGACCCCACCAAGGAACAAGAUUUGCUGCAAGCAAAUAGGGCAUUAGGUGGAGCAAAGCACCAUCAGAUGGUUAUGAAACUUUACAAUGACACACGACAAGAUUUGGCUGAUAUCUUAUACUUAUGGUCCGCUCAGUCGUCUCUUCCGAAUAUAAUUCUAUUCCGCUUAUUAUCUAUACUGCAAACACGUCAAGUGGAAUCCGAGGCGGGUGAAGGAGGACCUGACAAAGUUACACUUGCACUCAUUAUGGCCGUUUUAAAUGCCUUCAACUUUAAUUUCUUACAUAGUCGUGAAAAUGGCGAAGAAUUAAUUAAUUCAAUGCCAUUAAUCGCGGAGAGAGAAGCACUGGAGGAACUGAAUCAAAAGUUAAUAUCCACUAGCAUAAAUUGGGAGAGUGCUGGAUUGCGGGGGGUGAUACAGUUUGCUUUGGCGAUAGCUAUGAUUACCGUCAAAACAACCACCACGCAGUUUCAGUCUCAGAGCAUUUCCGCGGAAGAUGAAAUACUAAUAGAAGCGGCCCUAGCUAACAAAGCUUUCCAUUUUAUGGCCGAGGUUUUGCUCAAGAGUAGCUGUAUACAUCAAGAGGAAUUUUACGUCCGCUAUUUUCACACGCUCAUCUCCGACUUCAUAUUACUGAUGCCCGUUAAAAUUAAGGAAUUACGCAGUCGCGCCGACGAAUCUAUGCGCUUGAUUCAGGCAUUUCAGCAGGAGGGCAUUGAACCACCGAUGAACCUGGAUAAUCACUUUGAAUAUUUAAUGCUGAUGGUGGCAGAACUGUAUAAGGAAGAUCCACUGAAGUUAAAUUUAGCCAUGGAUUAUUGGUGUCAUCAUACUGACACGACUCAUGUGUCAGCUCCUGCGUACAUCAGUCGCUUGCCGUCUAGACAAGUUGCUCUAUUUAAAUUUGUACGUCUUGCCGGAGAGAUAUUGCCAGCCGGUUUAUUUGUUCCAUAUAUGAAGAUGAUAGCGUCUCUCGCCUCGUCGCCACAAGCAGCUAGAUAUGCUUUUAAUUUUUUUAAACCAAACGGCUCAUCCGGUUCAGCGACUAUUUCAUGGGAUCAUUUCUUCAACUCUUUAAACAGAUACUAUUACAAUUUGAGGCAGGAAUUACCGCCUAGUCAGGAUACAGUGUAUAGGCAAAGGUGUCAUCCGAAGGGAAUUAUGCCGCAGGAAGUCAAAGGUCUCGAGGCAGUGCUACUGGUUGUCCAAGUGAUAGCCAGGAACGAUGAAAUGUCGAGAGUUGCAAUAUGCGAUCACCCGAGUUGGAAAGUCUUGCAGUCGUUGAUCGGCUUGGUGAGCUGCGCGAUGCCGAUACCUUUGAAGGGCGUGCUAGUGAGAACUCUCGCGGCGCUGGCCAGAUCGCCAGAGAGUUCCACCACGGUUUGGCAGAGCUUGGAGGCCGCUCAGUUUCUAUCCACUAUACCGACGACGAGCAGCUAUCAGCCGAGGGGCGUGCAAACGGAAUUGGAAGAGAUCGAAUCUAGGAACGAGGAGUACCCGUUAACACGCGCCAUGCUGGAGCUGUUAGAUGUGCUUACCGACUUCCCAAUACCACGUCUGUUGGGCGUGGGCCAGCGAAAUCCGGGAUUCGAUCCGUAUCUGCACUUCAUCAUCAGUACCGUCUUCCAGAGAUUCCACACUCGUUCGUACAAGAAUCCUGCCGAGAAGUGGGAGGUGGCGGAGGCUUGCCUGAAGAUAUUCUCCAAGUUGAUAAAGCAGUACGAGCCAACCGUCGAAGAUUUCGUGGGCUGCAAAGUCGAGUUGCAAGGCGGCGAGUCCACCCUGGUCAAUUCCGCUCCGGGAUAUCACUUAAUGACGCGAUUGCACGACAAUUCUGAGCUGUUACACGUGAUACUGUACAUCAUGGGCGAAGGUUGCCAUCAUUUCGACACCUACGACAGUUUUCCGGGCAAGAAGUAUCUCGAGAGUUGCAGCCUUUACUGCUUGGAGAUACUGGAGCGUGGAUUAAAGAUGCAGAACAAUUACAUGGCGCAGUUGACUGCCAUACAGUCUGUGAACAAAAUUAUGACGGGGCUGUCGCGUUUGCUGCUCGGGGUGAAUCCUCGCACGGGUAAACCGGAUCACAUGAUCAGUAUCGUCAAGUACGUUUCUUACAGUUCGUGGCUGCCGAAACAGGCUUUCGUGGCGGUUGGGGUUAUUCAUGGCGUGACCAACGAGCCCGGAGCGGACUCCGAAUUGCUGUCGACGUUCACGGCAACUUCUACUUUAGCGACGAACGUCAGGCACGGCUUUGUCGAGUGUCUGGACGCGGACGGUGUCUCGGAGGAUGACGACGAGACGAUUAGAGCGGACGAUCAGAGCAGGCAGCCGAUUGGAAAUUGCAAAGAGAGAAUUCUACUCCUGAUGAUGCAUAGUAUCACGCGACCCGCGCCCAAUCUCGCGCAUUACUUGCUCGGCUUCGAAAUAACUAAGGACAUCAGGAAGACCGUUAUUCAGCAGCCGGGAAUCCUCGGAUUCCCGCGUACCUGCCUGCACUCCAUCUUGGGCAUUCUGGAGCAAUCUCUAGAGCGCGGUCGCGACAAAAUAACCGAGGCCUGCUACUGUUAUCUUCACACGUUAACGGCAAAUAGCAAAACAUCGGCGCCCGUUCUCCGAUUUUUACGUACCACGAGUAAUCAGGACUUCGUGCAGAGGCACCUUUCGAAAUUACCGUUCCAGGGGCCAAAUAGGUCGACCGAGCUCGGCUGUAUGUCUUGGCUACUGAAAAUAGCGGCUAUCGAGUUGCGAGUCGCCGGUGGUAGUUUGCAGACUUCUCUGAUUCAGCAGUUGGUGGGAAGUUUCCAUCAGGACAAGGAUCAAAUCGUGCCCUCUCAGAAGCUUCUGAUGGAUCUCUUGCAUUACAUCGAUUUCCAAUUGUAUCUGGAACCUACGAAAUCAUGGGAAUUCUUCGAUCCGUCGCAAAUCGAAAUGGUGCUGGGCAAGUGCAGCAUCCCCGUCGCGCUGAUGGGCGGUCCGUGGCUCAUCGACAUCAGGAAACUGCAUUCACUCAUCACCGAGGAAUUGACGGUUACGCAGAGCAGCGCGACCGCUACCCAACGCAAGCUCAUGCAGCAGGAAGUGAAGUCCAUACUCGCGCACGCGUUGAAGAAGAAUCAGACCAAGGUUUUGUCCUAUGCAACUGUGAAAUUCGUAGAGGGCUGGUGCCAAACUACGGAGAUACUCUUCUCCGUCGCGACGAAUCAACAAUUGCCGGUGGCUCAACGACAGAAUCUUCUGCUGAACUUGUCGCACGAUCUACUACAGAAGAUGACGUCCUGCGAAGCUCUGAGCGAGAUCAAGACUUUGGUGUCCGGCACGGUUUUGAUGCUGCUGGUAAACUUACGAAACAGCUUUGUGAUUCAGUCGGACAACGAGUUGCUGCCGUCGUCACCAUCGAACACGACGAUGAUGAAAAUCAUUUUGAGUCACAUCUUACAGUGGAUCAUAAACGCCGGCGCGUCCUCGCAGAAGGUCGUGACGCAUCUUUACGCGGCCCUAUUGAACUUCCUGAGUAUCGUCGGCUUGGAAAAGUCCGAGCACGUAGGCGCAAUCGACUCCAUGUACAUCAGCCAAUUGGACAGCUCGUUGAACAAGCUGAUGCCCGUGCAGGAACGCUCGCAGCGUUACGCGACGAUUCAGGUCAUCAACAGCUUCGGAAAUCAGUUGAUGGACAUUUUGUGUCACAAUUGCUCGGGCGGACACGACGUGUGCAAGAUGCUCGCGUUGUCCUGCCUGGACAAGAUCUUGGAAUUGGACUACGAUAACGCGUGGAUGAUCUAUUUGGCGAGCAGAGGCUACCUGAAGCACAUGAUAGACAGUUUAUUGGAGUCGGACGGUCUGUUGCGAGGCAUGCUUCAACCGGAGCCGCAGACGAUGCGGCCCUUGUACCUGUACGAGGCGAAGAUGGCGAUCUUCUGCAGGAUGGCGUCAACGAGAUUAGGCGCGGAGAGCUUGCUCGAGAACAAGAUUUUGUCCUGCAUGUCCAGUAUGUGCGCGUACGAUCAGCAUCCGGACGUGCACUUGGGCUUCGAGGGCGGCGAUUAUUCGUUCAUACCUUCGGUCGGGCAACGCUAUCAGCAGAUUUUCUUACCGGCUUUGUAUCUCUGCGACGCUCUGUUCACCACGCUGGGAACGGAGAAUCAGUCGUGUGCCGUGCAAGUCUGCGGAUACCUGCAGAGUCACAGGGACACCGUAGAGAUGGCCCUGAGAAACGCAUUCUCGCACGCCAAUGUCCUUUUCUUGAAGGAGAUCGCGUGUCUCACCGGUGUGAUAUCUAGAUCUGCUAAUAUAGACAUGUACAAACUCGUUGAUGAUGAAUUGGCGAAAAUAAAUAUAGAUGAUUACAAAUUGGAGAGUAGCACCGGGAUGAGGGAAUUGCGAGCGCAUCUGUACCGGUUGCAGAAAUUGAUGCUGUCGCUGUUGAACAAAUUUCAGUUGCAUUCGAUCCCACUAAAUUCUAAUUACCCGCAAGCCGACGCAAAUCAGCAAUAUAUCGCUUGCAUACAGAUAGUUGCCAACGUUCUGCUGUACACACGUAAUCAAAUGCAACACAGUUGUAUGGAUCAGAAAAUACGGAAUGUCUUGUUUGAGCCUCACUUGACGCCGAAACCUGGGAGAAGGCAAGAUAAAAUAAAAGAUACCUCUGGUGGAGUGUGUUUGGGCACAAUUGUCGAACAAUUGGUUUCCAUGACAAAUUUGCUGCACACCGAGUUACCGUAUAUUGAGGUCCUGAUAAAGAAAGCGCAAAUGAUAACUGACAUGAGUACAGCGGAAUUGAAAAAAUACAUGUCUGAAAACGAGAUGGAACUCGAUAUAGGAAAGCAACGAAUGCUCGUCGAGCAGAAAUUAAAUCGUUGGAUAAAGGAUAAGCGACAAAGCAUAAAGUACUGCUCUCUUAUAAUAGAGCACGCUUUAUACAUUCUUUGGAGUCACUUGGAUUUUUAUACCAUGCAAGUCAUAUCACGGCAAACCCAAAGAGUACAUGUAUCCUCGGGUGGCGUCGACGAAAGUAUGAUAGAAUGGAAGGUUUCGUCAGAAACACUAAUGGAGCUGAAGCAAGGGCUCGUUUCCACAUUUACGGACGCUUUUAUCACACAGUUGUUGGACACAACACACAGCGAAUACGCGACAGUAGACCGUAGCUUUAUCGAAGCUCUUAUAAGACGAAUUAAAAGAUUGUUACAAUUUAUAAUUAUAAAAUAAUGAACGUUUGCGUCUACGUACAUAGUUUCAAUUUUAAUUACAUAUUUUUUUAUUCCACUUUGUAUACACCAUUUAUCGUUAAUCGUCAUUUUGUUAUAAUAAUUUAGACAGUAUUUGUAUUAGAGGUGAAAAAUAACGAAAUUGAUUAUAUUUUUAAUUUGGAAUUUCAUAUGUAGAACCGAUUUUGAUCUAUUUAAAUGAAUCAGGUGAAAGUCAUUUCUUCAAAUCGUGUUUUUUUGCAUCUCUUGCAAAAAAUAUGCUAAUAGAUUUGUAUUAAUAUUUUUCUUCCACUUCUUUUUCUGAUAUUUGUAUCAUGCAGUAAAAUAUAUUCUUGUAACAUUA
Wasmannia auropunctata (little fire ant) is the source of this 6311-nucleotide messenger RNA. It is a transcript of the gene Nup205, whose product is annotated as nuclear pore complex protein Nup205. Gene Ontology annotation, cellular component: nuclear pore inner ring; nuclear pore. Bases 186 to 5969 code for a protein of 1927 amino acids. Gene Ontology annotation, molecular function: structural constituent of nuclear pore. The transcript has 10 exons. The record is from RefSeq and is a predicted model, not a curated record. NCBI's taxonomy places the organism in Eukaryota, Metazoa, Arthropoda, Insecta, Hymenoptera, Formicidae. Gene Ontology annotation, biological process: nuclear pore organization.